UUCGGUAGCGUCUGCAGACGCGCGUUGUCGUCGGUCGUGUCGAUUUCGUCGAUCAUCGACAAUGCCUGAAAGUAAAACUUGAUCGCUUUCGCGGAAAGAAUUGUCCAGGAGAAGGUAUCACGGUAUCCCGAGUACUCUGUGUAUCAGUAACUCGCGUGAUAUCGGUUUAGAGAUACUUGAUGUAGGAAAGAGAAUACAAGCCAUAUAAUAUGAAUGCAUGUGCGAAUGUUGGUAUUCUCGUUGGAGAAUUACAUAAUAUACACACAUAUAUGCAUGAAUCACGACUCGUCGCAGGGUGAACAAAAGGGAAACCGUACAGCGCGCUAUCGCCUCGUUGUUCGUUCAGCAACUUGCGAUAAAUAAACAUCGGACAUACCGAUUGCCGUCUGUGAAAAAGAGAGAGAGAGAUUGCGCGCGGGGAAGACGAAGAGAGGAAGAGAGAGAGCAAGCGAACGAGCAAGUAUCGUGCGAUUACACUCGCAAUUAGAAUCGAAAUAUAAAGUGUGGUACAUCGUGUGGUACUCAAAGGGAUAGAUGCACCUGCAGAUAAAAAAUAGAAAAUAUCGGAAGCUUCAACAAUGUACGUUAAUACUCCAUUACGAAUGCGAUUGAUCGUUGUUCCUUUCGAUGUCGACUGCGCGAUGCGCUUCCGUCACGCAAAGGAGGGUACACUUUGGAAGGAUUUAGUGAGAAAUCCAAAAGAAUCUUCCACGAGGGCUGACGAAUAUCAUUGAAACGUUAUCGUGAACAAUGGCGGAAUUGAGUCUUGUCGUGUCUACUGUGGGUGAUAAUUCCUAGUUGCUAAAGCAAAGUUUAUCCACGAUACAUUCACAAUACAGUUGCUAUACAUUUGCAUUUUGGCAUUGAGAAAUGCCAGCACCACCUCCGUCUCUCUCGAAUUUGCCAGAGGUACCUAUGUGUGAGAAAACAGAAGUCAGCGAUACUGAUUCUUUGCCCCCUUGGGCUAAAAUCACACUUACAUCUGCGGAAGCUGAAAUUGAAAAGUUAAUAUCACGAAAUGAACUGAAAGAUGCAGAGGUAACUUACUUCUGUCAAGUAGAACCGAUCCUUCAAGAUGGACCACAAUGCGGCUUAGUGGCACUUGCAAUGGCGUCGCAGGAAUAUACAAAACCGGUAUCUGUGAGUCAACUUCUUGCCGAAGCUCGCGUUCGUGGAUUCACGCAACAUGGGGAGGUGUAUAGUGUCGAUUUCAUGGGAACACUGGCUGCGGAAUAUUUGCCCGAUCACAGGCCAGAUAUUCUGGUGGAUCUACAACAGUGCCCAGACACGUUAACUCACGCCCUGGCGCAUGGAGCAAUGGUGCUGAUUCCAUACGAUUCCGACUUUAAUCAUGCUCCGUGUCUCAAAAGGGGCCACAAAGCGCACUGGGCAUUGCUUGUGGGAUUAAUCUCUUCUAGACAAGGAUACUAUGUUUUGGCACGUCACGGUAAAUCGCGUCAUCUGGCUUGUUGGCCGUUACGCGAUUUAAUCGAAAGUAACGGCAACUUGGAGGAAGAAGGUACAGCGCGACAUGCAGGCGGAUAUGUUAUACCAAAGGGCGGUGUCGGUGGUCAAAGAGGUUUACGCGGCAGAGCACUGGCGUUACAUCCGUACAUAUAGAAUCGUGCGAAAGAAUUGUAGGUAAUACCACAGAUAUCACGCUGAAGGAAAAAAUUAAUCGAUACAACGUAUCUGUUACUGCAUUCUGACGCUCCAUGAUCCGAGCGAAACAUUCGAAGCAACAUUUGCACACAGCUUCCGCAAGAGCUAAUUCAACUAAUAAUUAUGUGUAAUACGCGAUGCUUUGAUUAAUGUAUAUUUGAAUUCGAAAGCGCGAGAUAUAUUUCACGUAAUGUUAGUCGCAACGCCUAACGAGUAAAAGAGAGAGGGAGGAAGGGAGAGAGAGAGAGAGAGAGAGAGAGAGAGAGAGAGAGAGAGAGAGAGAGAGAGCGCGCGCGCUACGUUCGGCACUAGAUUCCAUGUGAUUCCAAGUAGCGGCAUUUUCGCUUUCCUCAGAUUACAUUAUGUAAAUAAGAAUUAUGAGAGGCUGAAACACACGAGUAUGUGCACGCAAUUAAGCACGAGCAGUUCUUGGUAGUAGUACAUCCCUAUCAAGUACAUUCUGGUGUACAUGGCAUGCAUGAUGAGAUAUACAGAUGGAACACCCAAUGUUUACAUAAAUAAAUGUGUAUACAUAUACAUAUAUGUAUAUAUGUGUGUGUAUAUAUACACACACACACAUAUAUAUAUAUAUAUAUAUAUAUAUAUAUAUAUAUAUAUAUAUAUAUAUAUAUAUAUAUAUAUAUACAUAUAUAUAUGUAUGUAUAUAUAUAUAUAUAUACACACAUACACGUGUAUAUGUAUAUAUAUUAGGUAGGCGUUAUCAAAAGUCAUCAUUAGUUCACAGAUCGAAAGAUCCAAAUAUAUUUCUUUGAAUAUAUAUUUAGAUGAAAGGUAUUGUGUAGAUUUUCAAAAGUAAUUGUGGUUUAUGUUGGUGCAAUAAAUAAAGAUUAAAUAUAUUAUAUGAUAACUUUGCAACACUUAACUUGAAGCACUGAAUAUCAAACUCGUCACUAAGCAUGCUGUAUCCGCUUUGAUAUAGAGUUUUUAAGACAUUGCGAAUGGAUGUGUCGUGUGUACGUUUUCAAAGGUUUAUACAGGGUGUGCCGGAAGAUAAGGUCAAGCGUCUCAAACCGACGCCAUCGGUGAUGGAACUGUGACGGCGUUAAAUCGCCCAUAUAUAUCGACUGUGAUUUUUUUUCUUUUUAACAGAGAUGCGACACCAGCCAAAACGUAGUCGAUGUAGGCAAAAAUCUCAACAUUCGUUAUCUCUCGUCUUCUCCUCUUCUCUAGCACUAUUUUGCUUGACCUUAUCUUUCGACCAAUGUUCGAACUAUCUAUACGAAAGAAUACGAAUGUUCCGCGAUGUUUCGCGAUGCGUAAGUUUUCUUUCGCUGCGUAUGAAAGUUGGCGCAUUUAACGAUAUAGCGAAAGAAGUCAUUAGAGAUUACGAUGAAAUUGAUCAUCAUCGCCAAGGUACGAAAUGUCGGAGCACCAAAAAUCAUGUCCCGCCAUCAUGCCAAUAUUCAUUGUUGACGGAAUGAACGAUCAGAAAGUCGACAGUUUGCUCCGACAUUCCGGUUUUACGAGAAAUUUCAGUAUUACACAAUUUCUUAAUCUAGCGAGGGAAAACUACGCCACCCGACAGAAUUUUAUCAAUUGUUUUCUUUUUUAGAUUUUGCUUAUCUCUUGAUAUUUAUUGCUAUGUAAAACUCUUAAGUAUAGUUCUCUAAAUAUAUGUAAAAUAAAAGACUCGAAGAUACUCGAUGGUUGGCUGAUCUUCUCAGUCGUAUGGUGGUGUAUUUCAUACAUUUUAUAUCAAAUUCGUCAAUAUGAUACUCGCGUAAUAAUUAAAGGAAUUAAAAAGAUGCUAUAAAUAUAGACUUGGUACACAGCUUUGAAUUAAUCGAAAAAAAGAGAGAGAAAAGAAAGGAGAAAGAGAGGGAGAGAAGUCUUUAAAAUAAAUUUUUACCAAAGUGCCGUGAAAAAGAAAGGAAAGACCGAGGUCGACUUAUUAUAGAAAGUGUGCACCAAAAAUAUACGCUGUUUUUUUCAGGUUUUCCGUUUUAUCGUUACAUUAUGUGAUGAAAAUAUUCUGUGCAAAAAUAUUUAUUAAUAAUAAUGAUCUUUUUGGUUUUCUUUUUCUUUAACGCGUUUUGCAUACGUGUCCAGACAAUAUAAAUGUCUGAAAACAAGUUUCACGGAAAUCAGGAUGUUUUCCAGGCGGCUUUACAGCGUUUCUUAGACAUUUGUGUCAUUUGGGUACAGAGAAGAUCAAAGUAAAUAUCUUCUCUGUGGAAAUUAAUGUAAGCAGUGUAUGUAAAAGUACAAGAGAAUGAUGUCUUCCGUUACCAUCGCGAUACAGUCUUGUCAUGAAUUUGCAGAAGAUAAUGAACAAAAAAAAAACAGAAUGUGUGAUAACUAUAGAUAAUCGUAUGAUUUGAAUCGAUGCUCUAAAUCAGGUAUUUUGCUUUAUAAAAUUGUGUUUAAACGAUUAUGUAGUACGUGUACAUGUGUAUGUAUAUACAUACACACACACAUAUAAAUACAUAUACAUAUGCACCCAUAUUAUAUAUAUAUAUAUAUAUAUAUGUGUGUGUGUGUGUGUGUGUAUUAAUCUGUGUAUAUAUGUGGCGCGUGUAAAGAUACAUACAAGAUUUUUGUUGUGUUGGUGUAAUUUUAAGAAUAACACACACAUGCACACAUGACAUAAAGUUAUUGUUAAUAUUUGUUAUACAUAUGCGCGCGUAUUUAUCUUAUUUAUUCAUAGCUCUUAAUUUAAAUGUGAAAAAUAUAAGUGUAUAUGUAUAACUUGUAUAGAAUUUUAAAUUAAAUCAAUCGAUAUAAGUAUACUUUGUAUAUCAGCGUUAUUUGUGUAAAGUAUAUGUUAUAUAUCGCGCAAAGUGACUGUAUCGGAUGUAAUUGGUGCUGCGUUCGAAUAGGUAAAAAUGAGUGCUAUACACAUACACACAUACGUACAUACAGAAAAUGUUUAUUUCUACUCGUCCAUGCUGUGAAUUCAAUGUUGGUGUGCAAUGAUAGAUUUAAGGAUCUUUGCUUCUUAUAGAGUACAUCAGCAAUAGUAUAUAUGAUGAACGUUGUGUAUAACACAAAGUUCUAACGAAUAGUUCUGUGAUUGGAGACACCGAUCGUAAAUCAAUUGCACAAAUGUCAACAACGUAUUAUUUAUCGUUUUUACUUUGUUGUUAUUGCAUCACAAUUCUUCGUAUGUGCUUUCUAUAUUUCAUAUUUUAUUUACGCUUAAUUUAUUGUAGAUGUCAAUCAAUGCCGAUGUGUUGUGGCUGUACAUUUUAUAUAUUAAUAGACGUUACGCGUUAAUUGAAUAAGUUUAUGUCGAAGAUGUUACUGCUACUGAUAAAUUAAAUAGCGCCUGAGAUUGUACGAAUCGUCAUUACGAGAAAUAAAACAACUCUUUCGACAGAGUUUCGAUCUACU
Odontomachus brunneus is the source of this 5016-nucleotide messenger RNA. RefSeq names its product UPF0692 protein CG33108. The record is from RefSeq and is a predicted model, not a curated record. NCBI's taxonomy places the organism in Eukaryota, Metazoa, Arthropoda, Insecta, Hymenoptera, Formicidae. The transcript has 4 exons. Bases 871 to 1620 code for a protein of 249 amino acids.